Dicentrarchus labrax (European seabass) is the source of this 2677-nucleotide messenger RNA. RefSeq names its product brain-enriched guanylate kinase-associated protein. The record is from RefSeq and is a predicted model, not a curated record. Bases 510 to 2543 code for a protein of 677 amino acids. NCBI's taxonomy places the organism in Eukaryota, Metazoa, Chordata, Actinopteri, Moronidae. The transcript is spliced from 7 exons. Gene Ontology annotation, cellular component: synapse.
CUCUCUCUCUCUCUCUCUCUCUCUCUCUCUCUCUCUUCCUCUCUCUUCUUCUUCUUCUUCUCUCCAUCACUCCCAUAACCCCUCCUCUUCCCAUACACCUCCUCCUGCUCCAUUCAAUUCUCAGCUCCCUCUUUCACUUUCUCUCUCUCUCUCUCUCUCUCUCUCUCUCUCUCUCUCUCUCUCUCUCCCUCUCUCCCUCACUCUCUCUGCCUACCAGCCUGUCUCCAGUCAGAAUUAGAGGAGGCUUUUUCUAAAUGCAUGCCGCUCUGAGGGGAUGCACAGGCACAUGAAUAUUGUGAUCUUAUCUGCUGAAAAUGAGGCGAAAAGCAUAUAAACGGGUCAUCACAGAUAGCCAACUCCUAUCUGCCUCCCCAGGCAAGACUUAGAGCUUUGACUGUUGGUUUGUGGUUAGAGUUCAAACUUGGCUUCAACAUUCAGCCGACCAGCAGCAGCAGCAGCAGCAGUGGCAACAACUAUACACACAUGAGAGCCGAGGCAGAGAGAAAAAUAUGAAAAAGAUAUAUAUUGGCAAAACUGCCCUUAAAACACAGAGAAAUGGUUGCAAACACCCGAAAAGAAGCUCUUUCCACGACCACAAGGACGACCUCCGUAAGCGCCUGUCGUACACCACCCACAAACUAGAGAUGGUGGAGACGGAGUUCGAUUCCACUCGGCAGUACCUUGAGACUGAGCUGCGCAGGGCCCAGGAGGAACUGGAGAAAUUUACAGAUAAGCUACGCAGGAUCCAGAGUAGCUAUGCAGCUCUUCAGAGGAUCAACCAGGAUUUGGAGGACAAGAUGCACAGGACGUCACACCACCAUGAAGAGGAAAAGAGAGCCCUCAGCCGGGAAAUCAUCGUCCUCAACAACCACCUCAUGGAGGCGAAGAUCACCAUCAAUAAACUUAGAGAGGACAACGACCUGUACAGGAAAGACUGCAACCUGGCCGCACAGCUGCUGCAGUGCUCCAAGUCUCACUACAGAGUACACAAGAUGUCUGAGCUGCCGCUGGAGUUCCAGGAACGCAUCAGUUCUCACAUGGAGAAACAUAAUCGGGGUAGUGGAGCCACCAUGGCAAUGUGCCACUCCAAUUACUCUGACGCAGUGCCCACAUCCAUAAUUGCCAAAGUCUUGGAAAAGCCGGAACCAGGAAGCAGUUGCCCUGUAACACGCUCACCCAGCCCCCAGCACCAGGAUGGAGAUUUUCUUACAGGAACAGGGAGCACCGAUCACCUGAACCGCCGCAUUUCGUAUAAGUCAUCUGACCUGUACUGCAGCGAUACGGCUCUCUACUGCCCUGAACGAUGGCAAGAUACAGAGCGCAGGCAGAGCGUUGACCUCCAUGGCACCAGCCUGCUCCAGCUUCAUGCCCAAAACUCCACUGACAGCAACCCAGAUGAAGAGCCCUACAACUCUGGAAGUUUCUCCCACCAUGAGCCUCCAUCCUCCUUCCACCACCACGAUGAGUUCGGCACUGGUAGCCUCCCUGCCUCCAGUUCCUACUCUAGCUUCAGCCUUGCAUCGGAUGAGAAGGGAGGAGUUAGUGGUGGUUGCGGGCGCACUGCUAGCAGCACCUUAUCCUCUUCCCACCAGGGUCUCUAUAUGGACUGGCGAGAUGGUGGCAGUGGGGACUAUGGGCGCAAAAGCAUGUCCUCUUAUGAUAAAGACAGCCCAAGCUUCCCCAAGUCCCUCAGCAUCCAGCACAUGGUGACCCCCAGGAGCCCGCAGAAGGGCACCUCCCCAGCAUAUACAAGGACGGCUUCAUGCUUCAGUGAACCGUACCAUUCCAGCACUCCCCGCCUGGCCUCCUCUCACAGCAUGGGGUCCACAACUGGACUGGGCCAGGCUCGUGGAGGAGCUCUGGACAGCCGAGGUGACAUCCAGGUCCCUGACGAUGACCUAAGUAGCCGCUGGAGACAGCUCAGUGUGGAAGACAUCAACACGUUCUCAUCUUCUUACCGUGAUAUCACAGGACGGGUGUCUCCGUACAGUUUCUCUGAGCGUCACUUUGCCAUGGGCCCCUCCAGUAAGGUCAAGGGGUCUCUCUACAGCAGCUUCCAAGAAGGAGAUGACGUCUUCCAUAGCCGAGUGCUGGACCAGUGUUUCGCUGUGGGUCCCCCUUCACCCAGCCGCAGUCCGAAACCUAUGGAGCAUCGUAAGCAGGAGAAAACCUCUGUGCUGUACAGAGCCAAGGCUGACAGUCAGGACUCUGAGUGCAGUCUGUUCCUCUCAGGGAGCUCUAAAGAGAAGGAGAGCAGUGGGGGAGCAACGGCAGCAAGCAGUGCCAAGAAGGACUAUGUAAAUCUGAGCGCAGACAGCUCGGCUGAGUCCCUACACCAAAGCUCCCUCGAAGCCUCAAGUCUUCAACACUACCCCAGCCCCAGGCCGAGUGUCCGGCCUCGCCCGAGCUCUAGCUCCGCUGUCAGUGUCGGCCCCGCACUCCCAAAGAAGACCUCUCCAAGAUACCAAAAAUUUGGCAGCACGGGACUGACGAGGAAGGACAGUCUGACCAAGGCACAGCUAUACGGUACACUGCUGAACUGAGCAGAAAGAGAGAGCUUUUCAUUUUAUGCAUGAUGAUGAUGAUGAUGAUGAUGAUGAUGAUGAUGAUGAUGAUGAUGAUGAUGAUGAUUCUUAACUUACUGUACUGUUUGUCUCAAAAGUUCCCUGCAGCAAAC